AUGCUGCCACCAGCCACAGACUGGAUCAAGGCGAGCUCCCGCCCCAGCCUCUUGUUGUACGCCGCGACUGCAAUUCUGCUUGCGCUGCUAUUCUACACAUCAUGGAGCAGCAUCAACCAUGUCAGACGCAUGCCGCCCUUGAUCAACCCGCCCAAGAUGUUCGACCUGACGUACUCCCGGAGCAAGAUGCAGUCUGUCACCGGCACCGAAGACCUGAUGAGCGACGCGCGCAAGAGAUUUGGCGACAAACCUUACAGUAUUGUCACUCUCGGCGGCCCCGUCAUGGUCCUGCCGGCCAAGUUUGCAGAAGAGAUCCGCAACGACGCCCGCUUAAGCUUCACAAAGUCGGCCGAACAGGAUUUCCAUGCCCACCUGCCCGCAUUCAGGCCCUUUGGGGGGGACAUCACCGAUCGGCUCGCCGCCGUGGCCAAGACACAUCUGACCAAGCUCAUCGCCAAGACAACGAUACCCCUCUGUGAUGAGGCCGCUCGCACUCUUGAGAUGAAAAUCGGCCGUUCUCCAGAUUGGCAGCAUCUCGGCCUUGAGGAGUUGACGCUGGAGAUAACAUCUCGCAUGGCCGCGCGCGUCACAUCGGGCCAAGAUCUGUGCCGUAACGAGACAUGGCUCCGCAACACGAUCCAGUAUACCAUCCACGCCCCCGUGGCCGCCAACAAGCUGCGGCUGUUCCCAGCCCCCCUCCGUUACCUGGCGCACCUCGCGCUGCCGGAAUGCCGCGCCAUGCGAACCGAGCUCGCCACAGCCCGCGCCCUGGUCACGGCUGUGGUUGAUAAGCGCCGCCGCGAGAGGCUGGACGCGGCUUCGACCGGCCGCCCGAUGCCGUGUUACGAAGACGCCAUCGAAUGGGGCGCCGAGCAGUUCCAGGACUCUCCCGGUCCUAGCGUAAAAGACUACGAUCCGGCCAUGUUCCAGCUCCAGACAUCCGUUGUCGGUCUCCAUAGCUCCACCGACCUUCUUACGCAGACCCUGAUUAACAUCCUCCUCCACCCGGACAUAGUGCCGCCGCUGCGCCGCGAGAUGGUCGACGCGGUCGGCCCCGAGGGGUGGUCCAAGCCGUGCCUCCACAAAUUGCAGCUGAUGGACGGGGUCAUGAAGGAGACGCAGCGUCUCAAGCCGCUCGAAUUUAUCACGAUGCACCGCGUUGCCACGUCGGACGUGUACCUUUCGGAUGGCACCCUGAUCCCAAAACACGCACACACUGUAGUAGCCAACACGACACGCCUCGACCCGUCCAUCUACGAGCGUCCAGGUGACUUCGACCCUUUCCGCUGGGUGAGAAUGCGGGCCUCAGAUAAACAGAAACACCAGGCGCCCAUGGUUAGCGCGGGCAUCAAUUCGCUUGGCUUUGGGUACGGCCUCCACGUGUGCCCAGGCCGCUUUUUCGCAACCGACCUUGUCAAGAUGGCCCUCUGCCACCUGAUGCUUAAAUACGACAUCGAGUUGGACCAAGAACUCAACCCUAAGCCAUACGUCCCGAUGGGCUUCUUUCUGGGCCACGACCGAGAGGUCCGGAUUAAGAUCCGCAAGCGCGCCGAGGAGAUUAGUAUUGAUGUCUGA
This is a messenger RNA of Colletotrichum navitas, 1575 nucleotides long. RefSeq names its product cytochrome P450. NCBI's taxonomy places the organism in Eukaryota, Fungi, Ascomycota, Sordariomycetes, Glomerellales, Glomerellaceae. Bases 1 to 1575 code for a protein of 524 amino acids. Gene Ontology annotation, molecular function: oxidoreductase activity, acting on paired donors, with incorporation or reduction of molecular oxygen; monooxygenase activity; heme binding. The transcript has 5 exons. The record is from RefSeq and is a predicted model, not a curated record.